Trichechus manatus latirostris (Florida manatee) is the source of this 2358-nucleotide messenger RNA. RefSeq names its product paraneoplastic antigen Ma6F-like. Bases 1 to 2358 code for a protein of 785 amino acids. The transcript has 5 exons. NCBI's taxonomy places the organism in Eukaryota, Metazoa, Chordata, Mammalia, Sirenia, Trichechidae. The record is from RefSeq and is a predicted model, not a curated record.
AUGCUGCGGGACUGGUGCAGGUGGAUGGGCGUGAACGCACAGCGCUCACUGCUCGUCAUGGGCAUCCCAGACGACUGCGAAGAGGACGAGUUCCAGGAGGCUGUGCGGGCCGCCCUGUGGCCCCUGGGCAGGUACCGAGUGCAGGGCAAGGUCUUCAGAAAGGAGCUGGGGACCAAGGUAGCCUUGGUUGAAUUUGCUGACUACUUAAACCGCAGCUUGAUCCCCCGACAGAUACCAGGCAAAGGGGGGCCCUGGCGGGUAAUCUACCUGCCCCAGGUCCCUCAUGCUGAGUUACAGGAGAGACCUGCUUUCCCCGUACAGCCUCAGGGGCAAGAAGUGGCUGACGGGGCAGGUGAGGCAGGAGCUGCAGGUGAGGCAGGAUAUGAGGAUGUGGCAGGAGCUGCAGGUGAGGCAGAAGCUGCAGCUACAGAUGAGGCAGGAGCUGCAAGUGAGGCAGGAGCUGCAGGUGAGGCAGGGGCUGCAGGUGAAGCAGGAGCUACAAGUGAGGCAGGAGCCCCGGGUGAGGCAGGAGUUGAGAAUGUGGGAGAAGCUGCAGGUGAGGCAGAAGCUGCAGGUGAGGCAGAAGCUGCAGGUGAGGCAGGAGCUGCAGGUGAGGCAGAAGCUGUGGGUGAGGCAGGAGCUGUGGGUGAGGCAGGAGCUGCAGGUGAGGCAGGAUAUGAGGAUGAGGCGGAAGCUGCAGGUGAGGCAGGAGGCUCAGACGAGGCCGACACCUGGGCGCAGCAGUGGAGGCAUGCCCUGCAGCCCAUGCUGGAGAGCCUGGCCUACCAGGAACUGAGACCCUUUUCGGGGCGAGAAGAGCCAGGCCCCGGGGAAGAGCCCUUUGAGGGCUGGCUGGACCACGCCUACGACAUGCUGUACCUGUGGCGCCACGUGUCGGAGAGGGAGAAGAGGAGGAGGCUGGUGGAGUGCCUGAGCGGCCCGGCCCUGGACCUCCUGUGUGGCCUCCUGGCUGAAGACCCCGGCCUCCCCGCGCAGGACUGCCUGGUGGCCCUGGUGCAGGUGUUUGGGACCCAGGACACGCGCAUGACCGCGCGGCUCAAGUUCCUCACCUGCGCCCAGGAGCCUGGGGAGAGCCUGUUUGCCUAUGUGAUGCGCCAGGAAGGCCUGCUGCAGACGGCCAUGGAGAAGGGGGCGGUGCACCCGGCCAUCGCGGACCAGGUGCGUGUGCGGCAGGUGCUGAUGCGGGCUCGGCCCAAUCACACGCUGUACAGCAAGCUGAGGAGGAUGCGUAUGGAGGGGCGGCCUCCUGGCUUCGUGGGGCUGCUUCGUUUUGUUAGGGAGACCGAGGCAUGGGAGGCUGCCCAGGCCAGGAAGGAGCCGUCCCAAGUGGAAGAAGGGGCCCACCCAGCCGGUGGAGCCCCAGCUGCUGCCCCAGCUGCCCCAGCCAAUGGAGAAGCUGCCUCAGGCAGUGGAGAGGCCGCCCCAGGCAACGGAGAUGCCACUGAGUUCCCCCUGUCAAAAGAAGAUGCCUUCUCAGACAGCAAAGAUGCCACUGAAGCCGCCCCAGCCAAUGAAGAUGCUGCAGAAGCUGCCCCAGGCAAUGAAGAUACUGAUGAGGAGGUCCCAGCUGACGAAGAUGCUGCCCAGUCCGACUCAGCCAAAGAAGAGGCCGACCAGGUCUACCUAGCCAAUGAAGAUGCCAUAGCAGCUGCCCCAGUCAGUGAAGAUGCUGUCGGGGAGGCCUCAGGAAGUGAAGAUGCUGCCCUCACUGCCUUAGCCAAUAAUUAUAUAGCCCAGACCGCUCUAGCCAAUGAAAAUGCUGCCAAAGCUGCCCUAGCCAAUGAAGAGGCCAAUGAGGCUGUUCACAACACUGAAGAUGCCACUGAUGCUUCUGCAAAAGCCACCGCUGCCACUCACAAAGAAGAAAGUGCUCCUUCCCCAGCCCAGGUGAGCAGUGUUUCUGGGGCAGGCCCGGGAGCCCCAGGCUGUGGGCUCCAGGGCCUCGCCCAGGCAGGAGACCCAGAGGCCAUGGAGGCUGAGGAGCCUCCUGAAGAGCAGCUCCAGCCCAUCCUGGAGGAGUUGGAAAACAAGGGCGAGGCUGGCGAGAUGAGCCUGCCCGAGUCCUCCUGCUCGGACCAGGCCGGCCACCCCCUCAGUCCUUCCAAGGGGGAAGGGGCCCCUCCCCAUUGCAGCGCCACACCUGCCCAGAGGCACCCAGACCAGGCGCACCUGGGGACGUCCUCCCCCGCUCCCGUCCACUGGGUCGGGCGCUCAGCCUCUGCUUUCCCGGUGGAGAUUCUGGGCAACGGUUGCUUGUUCUUGGGGAGGCGUCCUCCAGCCCCUCUGAAGCUGCAGAGGAAGGACAGAGCCCCCACAGCAGCCCAGGAGCCAGGGUGA